UAAGAUGGCCGCCGAAGGAAGUAAUAUUUUGUUUGGAAGAUUUCAGAUCCCUUAAAGUCUUCUUUUUGACAGGCUAUCCGCGCAAGAUGAGUUGGUGGUGUCUCGUAGCUGUUUUGUUUUCAACCCUGAUGACUCUAGAUGCACGGAAUCGCACCGAAAUAUCGCUAUUCAACAACACGUGGACCAAUGCUACCCUAGGACCAGGUGACACGAUAGAUGUCACCCUGUCCAAUGUGAGUGUUAACGCCAGCUUUGCGAUGUUACACCUUCACGCUAUCAAAACCACCGUGGUGGGGUCAUUGACCCCAGACUACCACACCUACACGAGCGUCAACAACUCGGACGUCGGCCUGUUGACCCUGCUGGAGAAGGGUCAGAGUUCAGUGACCUGGUUCGUCAAUUCUACGCUUAAUGAGACAAAGGGUUGCAAGGUCUGGAUGUUGGCCCUGGAAUAUAACACUUCAGAUCCUAUUCCCGGCGCCUGUAACCAGGAGUUUCCCCUCGACAAUGACCCCAACAUCCACGUCAACUACAACCUCUACGAGACUGUCCUGCAGUUCCAGUUCUCCAACAUCGGUUUCCCGCGCCAACCCAAACGCAUCCCGGAGUGCGACCAGGGAUCGUCCGGGGACCACCGGCUGAAGUACGACGUGUACCGGUACUACCUGCCCGAACGUGACUUCAGUGAGACCAGUCUGGUACAGGGGCUGAAGAGAAUGACUCUCCCGGCAGACAUCAGAGCAAAUGGACAUCUGAUAAGAACCCUGGACAGCAAGAAGAAGCCCAACUUGACCUUGGCAUCAUUCAAGGGACAGGGAGUCAUCUACAAUGUUGUUGUACGUGAUCCCAAACUGAACACCUCAGCCUCCUACAUUCCUGUACAUACAUACGCCUGCAGCUUCAUUGAUACAGUAGCCGGCUGUUUUGCAAACAAUGAUGUAGCCAAAGGCCUAUGUACCAUUGCUGGUGUCAUCGGUCUCUUUCUGUGCUUUGCUGGACACAGAUAUUUUAAAACAGAGCUGUUUAUAUUUGGUUUCCUGGCAACCAUGCUGAUCACCUUCAUCCUCAUCUCCAUGAAUUCAGACGAGAGUCACGUCGUUCGUGUAGCCAUCUCCUGUACAGUGGGAGUAGUAGGUGGGAUCCUGUGGACCAUGUUCUGGUGGAGGUUUGGGCUGGCAGUACUGAGUGUGCUGUUAGUCGGCCUUGUGCUUGGGUACCUGUUUGCCUCCAUCAUUUUCUUCACACCGUUCGGAAACCUGAAUGUGUGGGUGAACGACUUCAACUAUGGCAUGUCCUUUGCCUGUGGGAUCAUGAUUGUCCCAGUCUUUCUGCUGGCCUUCACAAAAACUUUAAGUAUCGUGUCCUGUUCUGUGGUUGGCUCGUACGCAGUCAUCCUGAUGCUGGACGCCUACCUGUACACCAGUCUGUCGUACAUCGCUCUCAACCCCAUCAAGAGGGCCGUGGUACAGGACUUCAGGGUAGCUGUCAUCAGUGCACCCUUCCAGGUCAAAGAUUAUGUCCUGGUAGUUCUGUGGGCACUGCUGAGCAUCCAGGGAGCGGUGUGUCAGUUCUACCUGGAGCGGGGGCGCGAGGACUUCCCGCCGUGUCCGUACGAACUCUACAGGAAGAAACGACAGAAAGCGCUGCCGCAGCCAAACAUCCAGCAGCCCGAACCGCAGGACAGACAGGAGACAGAACCACUGCUCAACAACCAGGGACCACCAACAUAUGUCAUCAACCAUGUCACAUGAUGCAGGUCAUGUGACGCACUAUUGACCAAUCACAGGUUAACUAGAAACAGUAUGUCAGCAGAACAGACUGUGCCUGUGCAAACCCUUGAUUUUUCACGGUUUUGUUGGAUGUUUGGUCACCGUUGCAUUACAAUUUUUGCUGUUGCAGAGGGUAUCUUUUCCGCCAUAACAUUUGGAAACUACAGAUGGAAUGUCAACCUUAUGUACGCAAAUAUAACCUUAUAUGACACGUUCUGCCAAAGUGCUAUACACAAUACAUUACAGGUUUCGCACAGGUGCAGUAUGUUCUGCCAAUGUUCUACUAGGGACCCUUAUAAUUACCAACAUAGAGUUCAUAAUACAUGUAUGGACAAACAAUAGACUACAUAUUCAUGACCACUUACUUUUGUUGUUUCAAAAAGUGAUCAGUGACUUUUCAAUAUUCAAGAAGAUAUCACCCAUUGUUACAGAGUACAUUUAUACAAGUAACUGUGCAACGUACAUGUAUGAUUAAAAGUGGUACUUGUAGAUCUCUGCAUAUCAAAAAGAAUUUGUAUUUUUCCAUUUGAUAUGCCUAAUAUUAGUAAGUAGUUUGGGAUAAUGUAAGCACAUUUUCCACAAACAUGAUUUAUAUGACCUCAAAAUCUUACUCCUUUGCUUAGUUUUCUAAGAGAACAGAUUUGAAUCAUGAUAGCAAUGGUUGACUUGUAAAGUGUAGAGAAUGUAUGAGUAUUUAUAAACAGUUAAGUUAUAUGGUGUUGUAGUCUUAAAGACAUGUCAUCAAUGACAAAGUUGUCUCUAAACUGUUAGCAAACUUCUUACACCUGGCUGUACUUCUGAAUUUUCUAUAUAAGGCCAUGCUGAUUUGAUUAUAUUGAUGACAUCUGCGUGUGCAUGAAUUUUUGUCCGUUUCCCAAAAAAAGUUUUUGACCUUACUGUAAA
Messenger RNA from Branchiostoma belcheri (Belcher's lancelet), 2672 nucleotides. RefSeq names its product transmembrane 7 superfamily member 3-like. The transcript is spliced from 10 exons. The record is from RefSeq and is a predicted model, not a curated record. Bases 87 to 1751 code for a protein of 554 amino acids. NCBI's taxonomy places the organism in Eukaryota, Metazoa, Chordata, Leptocardii, Amphioxiformes, Branchiostomatidae.